AUGGCAGCCACAGUACAGCUGAGCAACGAAUCCAUCGCUGUCCCACACCCCUACUAUCCGCAGACAAUUCACCUGCCUCACUAUGUACGGAACGAGACCUCGGUGUUCUCCUUGAUUGCUCAGUUUGGCUUUUUAUGGACUGCUGUGAUUGGAUUAGCGUUUGUUUUCAUACGCCGCAUUCGACCAACAGCCAGUCGAUCCGAUCAGGUUGCUUUUACUUGGAUGUGUUUGACCGGCUUCAUCCACCUGUUCUUCGAAGCAUACUUCGUCGUCAACCAUGAAACCCUCGCAAGCUCCCAGGGGCUAUUCGGUCAACUGUGGAAAGAGUAUUCCCUUUCUGAUUCGCGGUAUUUAACGUCCGAUGCCUUCGUGGUUUGUAUGGAGGCUAUUACUGCUUUUGCUUGGGGUUUCCUCGCCUUCUACAUCGCCUAUUGCAUCGCAGUCGAACAUCCUGCCCGAUAUGCCCUACAGCUCAUUAUCUCCGUAGGUCAGGUCUACGGAGACAUUCUUUACUACGCGACAAGUCUGCUUGAUGUGUCGUAUUGUCGGCCGGAGGGAUAUUACUUCUGGUUUUAUUACUUUUUCUUCAAUUUCAUCUGGAUGGUUGUUGGGUGCUGUGAGUAUUGCCCUUCAUUACGACUAACGUCUAAGUCAAUACUGACUGGACUAGAUUAUAUCAAGCAAAGCGUUGUGGAGAUUUCCAGGGCGUUUGGGAGACUUGCGGAGGGUGACGCUUUGCGGAAAGCCAAAUAA
Aspergillus chevalieri is the source of this 753-nucleotide messenger RNA. Its product is annotated as EXPERA domain-containing protein. The transcript has 3 exons. The coding region runs from base 1 to 753 and encodes 250 amino acids. Gene Ontology annotation, cellular component: endoplasmic reticulum; membrane. Gene Ontology annotation, biological process: sterol biosynthetic process. Gene Ontology annotation, molecular function: cholestenol delta-isomerase activity; C-8 sterol isomerase activity; steroid Delta-isomerase activity. NCBI's taxonomy places the organism in Eukaryota, Fungi, Ascomycota, Eurotiomycetes, Eurotiales, Aspergillaceae. The record is from RefSeq and is a predicted model, not a curated record.